AAUUUUUUAAAAAUUCCCUCCCAGACGUGCAUAGACUUGUUUUUCAGUUCAAAAACGCCUCAUUCUUUCGAAAACACGAAUUUUUACAAAAUUUUCAGUGAUGCGCGAAAUUAUCACUUUGCAAAUUGGAAGAUGUGGCAACCUCGUUGGUGACGCUUUUUGGGAUGUGAUCUCGCGAGAGCAUGGAAUCAAGGCUAGUGGCGAGUUUGCUGGCACUUCUCAUCUCCAACUGGAACGAAUGAACGUCUACUUCAACGAAACCGAUCGUGGAAACUUCUAUGCCCGGGCCAUUGCUGUCGACACAGAUCGAUCGAGCUUGGAUCACAUCAAAUGUGGUCCGAAUACGGGUCUCUACAAUCCCGACCUAUUUGUGGCUGGCACUGAGGGAACGGGCAAUAAUUUUGCCCGAGGAUUUUACACAGAAGGUGCAGAGAUCAUGGACCGGGUUUUGGAUGUCACACGAUUGCAAGCGGAAUCAGUGGAUUCUCUUCAAGGCUUUCAAAUAAUUCAUUCGUUGGGUGGUGGCUCUGGGUCUGGAUUUGCUUCGUUGUUAAUGAGGAAUCUCGCCGAGGAGUAUCCAGACAAUUUGAUUUGCACAUUUAGUGUGAUUCCAUCGCAGAGGAUCUCCGAUGUGGUCGUGGAGCCAUACAAUUCGGUGUUGUGUUUGCCGCACAUGGUGCAGAACACUCAUAUGACCUUCUGCAUUGACAACGAGGCCUUGUACGAAAUCUGCCACAACCGGCUGCAGCUGAACGGAGCCUCUCUCGAGAACCUGAACCACAUAAUUGCACACACCAUGUCCGGGGUGACGACAUGUUUGAGAUUCCCCGGCCAGUUGAAUUCCGGGCUGCGAAAACUCUACGUGAACAUGGUGCCCUUUCCCAAUUUGCAUUUCUUAGUGCCGGGAUUCGCCCCACUCACCUCGAUGGGAUCGACGAGAUAUGCCAAGCAAUCGGUGGGUGAACUUGUAAGCCAAAUAUUCAGCUCGAACAAUCUGCUGGCAGCAAUCGACCUCAAAAUGGGCAAACUCCUCACCGUUGCCGCCAUAUUUCGGGGCAGAAUGUCACCUAAGGAGGUGGACACACUCAUGACCAGUGCCAGGAACAAGAACAUUCAGAAUUUUGUAGAUUGGAUUCCGAACAAUGUGAAGACUGCCAUUUGUGAUAUUCCCCCAAGGGGACUGAAGAUGUCGUCGACGUUUAUUGGCAACACAACGGCCAUUCGGCAGCUAUUCGGACGAGUGUCCGAGGGAUUCGUGAGCAUGUCGAAGAGGAAGGCCCAUCUGCAUUGGUACACGGGCGAGGGCAUGGACGAGAACGAGUUCUCUGAGGCCCAGUCGGCUCUAGAGAACCUUUUAGUUGAAUACGAGGACUGCCUCAAGGAUAACGAAGGCGGUAAAGAAGAUCAUACAUGUCAAUAUUGUUCCAAAGACGAUAUAUUAACAUAAAAGUAAACAAAGUUCCAAAAAAAGAUAACUGAUCCUGCCCCAGAGUCGCGUCAGAUGAUGAAAAGGGACAAAUUUAAUUCACAACAUUGGCCUCCAUGGGAUGGCUUUAACCAAUGCUGGUCAUGCGUUCCACAAUUCAUCCAGACAUAUGACCACUGGAGGAGGAUUUACAAAACAGAAAACAAAAAUCUUAUUCUACAAGGGACUUCUUGAUGGUUUCAAUGAUGUCAUCAGCUGCUGGGAAUUUCUGAGCUCGCGGUGGGCCUUUUUUGAGCCCUGUCCAUAGGAGUUUCCAUGUUUCAGAGUCGUCUUUGGGUGUUUUGGCAAGGGACAAUUCGAAAGCCCCGCGACGCGGUGCACCGGAUGGAUUUAGGACAAGUUGGACAUUCGGCAGAUGCUCAAUGAUUUUACUAUGCAAAUCAAUGGCACGCCGCUUAAAUACGCUUCAGCUGCGGCAAUGCUCAACAAAGAGCACUGGGCCAGUACCUAUGGCACUUGAUUCUCCUGUAACCGCUGCCACAGCAGUCGCUUCCGAAACCUUGGGCUUUUUAGCAGCCUAGAAUUUAUACAACCGAUGAUAAAUUAGAUGAAUGAAAUACAAAUUAAAGUAUUACCUUGCUUGUU
Eupeodes corollae is the source of this 2071-nucleotide messenger RNA. It is a transcript of the gene betaTub65B, whose product is annotated as beta-Tubulin at 65B. Gene Ontology annotation, molecular function: GTPase activity; structural constituent of cytoskeleton; GTP binding. Lineage: Eukaryota; Metazoa; Arthropoda; Insecta; Diptera; Syrphidae. The transcript has 2 exons. The coding region runs from base 101 to 1447 and encodes 448 amino acids. Gene Ontology annotation, biological process: mitotic cell cycle; microtubule cytoskeleton organization. Gene Ontology annotation, cellular component: microtubule; cytoplasm. The record is from RefSeq and is a predicted model, not a curated record.